Messenger RNA from Pneumocystis jirovecii RU7, 1368 nucleotides. RefSeq lists its product as uncharacterized. Gene Ontology annotation, biological process: cholesterol biosynthetic process; brassinosteroid biosynthetic process. Gene Ontology annotation, cellular component: endoplasmic reticulum membrane. Bases 1 to 1368 code for a protein of 455 amino acids. The transcript has 5 exons. The record is from RefSeq and is a predicted model, not a curated record. Gene Ontology annotation, molecular function: 7-dehydrocholesterol reductase activity. Lineage: Eukaryota; Fungi; Ascomycota; Pneumocystomycetes; Pneumocystales; Pneumocystaceae.
AUGAACGCUGCAACACACUUGACCACCGCAUCUACUGCACCCUUCUGGGGCAGCAAUGCCAAAGUUCCUACUCAGUUAAAAGCACUUGGAUCUCUUGGAAUGAUCUUGAUAUGCCCGAUUUUUACUCUUUGGGUUCUUACAGCAUGUACAUAUUAUGAAUGUUCACUUGUAUGGAGUAUACGGCAGUUAUUAAAGACAAAAUAUAUAGGAUUGGUGCAGCAAAGUGUUAAAUGGGUGCCAAAACCCACACGGAAUACGUUGAUUGCAUAUAGUGGAUGGGUAGUGUUUCAAGGAAUUUUGUAUAAAAUUUUACCGGGAAAAACGGGAUUUGGGCAAAUGACGCCUGCAGGAUAUUGUCUUUCAUACAAGGUGAAUGGUCUGCGGGCGUAUAUACUUACCCAUGUAUUAUUCUUUGUGCUGGUACACUUUGGAGUGUUUCGUGCAUCAGUAAUAGUAGAUUAUUGGCCGAGUUUUUAUGUGGCGGCGAAUAUUUAUGGAUAUAGUUUGUCAUUUUUUUCAUUUAUUAAGGCACAUUUGUUUCCAUCACAUUCAGAAGACUGCAAGUUUAGUGGUAGUUUAAUAUAUGAUUUUUGGAUGGGAAUUGAGCUGAAUCCGCGAUUUGGGAAGUUAUGGGAUUUUAAACUUUUUCAUAAUGGGCGUCCGGGGAUUAUUUGUUGGACAUUGAUUGAUAUAAGUUUUGCAGCAGCACAGCGGCAGCGUAUAGGAUAUAUUACGAAUUCUAUGUAUCUUAUUAUUUUUCUCCAUGGUCUUUAUGUUUUAGACUUUUUUUAUCAUGAAGACUGGUAUUUACGUACAAUUGAUAUAUGUCAUGAUCGUUUUGGUUUUUAUCUUGCAUGGGGAGAUACAGUGUGGCUUCCUAUGAUGUAUACCCUUCAAGCUCAGUAUUUAUAUCGGAAUCCUGUUGAUUUGCAUCCAUAUUAUGCAGUGAUUAUUUUAGUUUGUGGAAUACUUGGUUAUGUUAUUUUUAGGGGAGCAAAUAAUCAGAAAGAUCAUGUACGUUUGACAGAUGGGAACUGUAAGAUUUGGGGAAAAUCUCCUAAACUAAUUCGGACAACAUAUACAACAUUGGACGGUAAAAUUCAUAAAUCUAUAUUACUAUGUUCUGGUUAUUGGGGCCUUGCACGGCAGUUUAAUUAUAUAGGCGAUCUUCUUUUAGCAUUCUCUAUGUGUGCUGCAUGUGGCUUUAAGAAAAACGCUCUUUUAGCCUAUUUUUACAUUAUAUAUAUGUUUAUUCUUCUUAAUCAUCGCGUUUAUAGAACCGAGAAACGAUGUUCUGCAAAAUAUGGUCAUUAUUGGAAGGAGUAUUGUAAAAAAGUCCCUUACAGGCUUUUUCCGGGUAUUUACUAA